Messenger RNA from Exophiala aquamarina CBS 119918, 1629 nucleotides. RefSeq names its product malate synthase, glyoxysomal. NCBI's taxonomy places the organism in Eukaryota, Fungi, Ascomycota, Eurotiomycetes, Chaetothyriales, Herpotrichiellaceae. Gene Ontology annotation, cellular component: cytoplasm; peroxisomal matrix. Bases 1 to 1629 code for a protein of 542 amino acids. The record is from RefSeq and is a predicted model, not a curated record. Gene Ontology annotation, biological process: glyoxylate cycle. Gene Ontology annotation, molecular function: malate synthase activity. The transcript has 3 exons.
AUGGCCACCAUUGAAACCAUCAACGAAGGCGUUGCCAUCAAUGGCCCCGUCAAGGAUUCCUUCCGCAAGAUCCUUACCCCCGAAGCUACCGCUUUCCUCGCCCUCCUCCACAGAUCAUUCAACAGUACAAGGAAAGCGCUUCUGCAGAGACGAGUAAUCCGCCAGCAGGAGCUUGACAAGGGACAUUUCCCAGACUUCCUCCCUGAGACCAAGCACAUCCGUGAAAAUGACGCCUGGAAAGGUGCUCCACCAGCACCGGGACUCGUCGACCGACGCAUUGAAAUCACCGGCCCGACGGAUCGUAAAAUGGUUGUCAACGCGCUCAAUAGCAAUGUCUGGACUUACAUGGCCGACUUUGAAGAUGCACAAGCUCCCACAUGGGACGCCCAGGUUUCUGGCCAAGUCAAUCUGUAUGAUGCCAUCCGCAGACAGGUAGACUUCAAACAAGGGGAGAAAGAAUACAAACUUCGCACCGACCGCGUGCUACCGACGCUGAUCGCCCGUGCUCGGGGUUGGCAUUUGGAAGAGAAGCAUUUCACUGUCGAUGGUGAGCCGAUCUCUGGUUCACUCUUCGACUUUGGCCUAUACUUUUUCCACAAUGCGUUCGAGCUUGUCAAGCGAGGGACUGGCCCUUACUUCUACCUCCCCAAGAUGGAAUCCCAUCUCGAGGCCAGACUGUGGAAUGACGUCUUCAAUCUGGCCCAAGAUUACAUUGGCAUGGCCCGCGGCACCAUCCGAGGAACUGUCCUGAUUGAAACCAUCACCGCUGCCUUUGAGAUGGACGAGAUCAUCUAUGAGUUGCGGGAUCAUUCUUCCGGACUCAACUGUGGACGAUGGGAUUACAUCUUCUCCGUGAUCAAGAAAUUCCGUCAACAUCCUGGAUUUGUUCUUCCCGAUCGAUCUGCCGUCACCAUGACUAGUCCAUUCAUGGAUGCUUAUGUACGUCUCUUGAUCAAGACUUGCCAUCGCCGCGGUGUACAUGCCAUGGGAGGCAUGGCCGCUCAAAUCCCGAUCAAGGACAACCCAGAAGCCAAUGACAAGGCCAUGGAGAAUGUUCGACAAGAUAAACUCCGCGAGGUCCGAGCAGGCCAUGACGGCACUUGGGUGGCCCACCCUGCUCUUGCACCGAUCGCCGCCGAGGUCUUCAACAAAUACAUGCCCACGCCCAACCAGCUCUACAUCCGCCGCGAAGAAGUCCACGUGACUGCCAACGAUCUUCUCAACAUGAAUGUGCCUGGCACCAUUACGGAAGAUGGCAUCCGAAAGAACCUCAACAUCGGACUCGGAUACAUGGAGGGCUGGCUUCGUGGCGUGGGCUGUGUGCCCAUCAACUACUUGAUGGAGGACGCUGCGACGGCUGAGGUUUCACGAUCGCAAUUGUGGCAAUGGGUCAAGCACGGAGUCAAGACGGCUGACGGCCAGACGGUGAACAAGGCCUACGCUUUAAGACUGCUGAAGGAGCAAGCCGAGGAGCUUUCUGCCAAAGCGCCAAAGGGCAAUAAGUACCAUACUGCCGCAAGAUACUUUGAAGGGCAGGUAACGGGUGAGGAUUACGCGGACUUCUUGACCAGCCUGCUUUAUAACGAGAUCACAACAGUGGGGUCGUCACAGCCCGUUGCCAAGUUGUAG